UUUCUAUUAGAUUUGAAUCAUGGAAGACAAGCUUUUCUGAUGAACUUUAAUAAAAUGAAGAUCUUGACCAUAGUUACUUGUCUAGUAGCUUUACCAACCACAAUCAUGCUCUCACUGAUUUAUCAGAAUAAUAUUGAGGGUUCGGCUACCGACAAGGGCGGAAAAGUUCAAGAUGUUUCACAUUUUUUCAUUGGUUCAGAACAGGAUUCGUCAGAUUCUGACGAAUUACUCGGUGGACUAUUGGCCUCAGGAUUUGAUGAAGAAUCUUGCUUAAGCAGGUACCAAUCUGUUCUGUACCGAAAAACAUCCCCUCACAAGCCUUCCCCGUAUCUUCUUUCGAAGCUACGUAAUUAUGAAACUCUUCACAGACGCUGUGGACCUUACACGAAAUCCUACAACAGAACCCUGAAAGUCCUGAACUCGCGAAAUAUUCAAAAUUAUGAAGAGUGCAAUUAUGUAGUCUGGACAGGCCUUAGAGGCUUAGGAAACAGGAUUUUAAGCAUGGCUUCAGCUUUUCUUUAUGCUCUUCUUACAAAUAAAAUUUUGCUUGUCCAACACGAAAAAGACAUGUCGGAUCUGUUCUGCGAGCCAUUUCUCAAUACGUCGUGGUUACUGCCUCAGGAUUUUCCAUUGAAGAAUCAAUUCCAAAGAUUCAAUUAUACAUAUGGGAGCAAGCUAAGGGACAACAUGCAUAUGAUUAAUGGUUCAGUACCAUCAUUUCUGAAUCUAAAUCUAUCAUCGGCAAGUGAUGAUUACGACAAGCUUUUUUACUGCGACGAGCAUCAAUUGUUUCUCGAAAAAGUCCCGUGGUUGAUUCUAAAAUCCGACCUAUACUUCAUUCCAUCACUCUUUCUGAUCCCGAAUUUCGAGCAGGAGCUUGGCAAGAUGUUUCCUGACAAAGAAUCUGUUUUCCAUCACUUGGGUAGAUAUUUAUUCAGCCCUUCAAACAAGUCAUGGGGACUAAUCACCAGGUUCUAUCAGGCUUACUUAUCGAAAGCAGAUGAAAGAAUCGGUAUGCAAAUAAGAAUAUUCAAUCCUGAAGCUGUUCCAUUUCCUGUCGUAACAGAUCAAAUAUUAGCUUGUACUCAAAAACAAAAUGUGCUGCCAGAGGUAGACAAACACAAGCUUGUUACUUUUUCUCCAAGGAAAAACCAGACAUCGUCCAAGGCGAUACUAAUAGCCUCAUUACAUUCUGAAUUCUACGAAACUAUACGAAAACUAUAUUGGAAAUAUCCGACAACGAAAGGCGAGGUGAUCGGAGUAUACCAGCCGACUUUCGAGAAGCAUCAACAUUUUGGGGAGAAUCUGCAUAAUCUGAAAGCAUGGGCUGAAAUAAAUUUAUUAAGUAUGAGUGAUGUUUUGGUGACUAGCACAUGGUCAACUUUUGGCUAUGUUGCUCAAGGACUCAGAGGGUUAAAGCCGUGGAUUCUGUUCCGGCCUGCGAGUUGGAAGAACCCUUAUCCGACCUGUCAACAAGCCAUGUCGACGGAACCGUGUUUGCAUCGACCACCCACUUUUGAGUGCAAGGCUAAGCUAAAUGCUGAUAUGGGUUCAGUUCUUCCUUAUGUUCAGCAUUGUGAGAAACCAGUAGUUUCAGGAAUAAAGCUUGUUAACAAUUAUAAUAUUUAGUUUCUAGUAAUA
Messenger RNA from Mercurialis annua (annual mercury), 1641 nucleotides. Its product is annotated as galactoside 2-alpha-L-fucosyltransferase-like. The transcript is spliced from 2 exons. Gene Ontology annotation, molecular function: galactoside 2-alpha-L-fucosyltransferase activity. The record is from RefSeq and is a predicted model, not a curated record. Gene Ontology annotation, biological process: xyloglucan biosynthetic process; cell wall biogenesis. Lineage: Eukaryota; Viridiplantae; Streptophyta; Magnoliopsida; Malpighiales; Euphorbiaceae. Bases 40 to 1629 code for a protein of 529 amino acids. Gene Ontology annotation, cellular component: membrane; Golgi apparatus.